Armigeres subalbatus is the source of this 583-nucleotide messenger RNA. RefSeq lists its product as uncharacterized. Lineage: Eukaryota; Metazoa; Arthropoda; Insecta; Diptera; Culicidae. The coding region runs from base 125 to 583 and encodes 152 amino acids. The transcript is spliced from 3 exons. The record is from RefSeq and is a predicted model, not a curated record.
UCUUCCUCGAAAAGACGCAAACCACCUUAGUCAAGAUGCAUUUAUACGUGGGCCCGUGUAAUAGUACUUUCGGGUAUUUACAAUUGUGUGUGUAUCUACCGGUGCACUCGUCGAAACGGUUCAAAUGCCACGCGCCACGUUGGAGACUUUACUAAACCUUGUCACUCACAUUCCAGACUUGCUUGAUUCAUGUCUAUCGUGGUCAACUGCACGUGUCAUUCGCCUGUUUAGAAAAUCAUCAUCGGAUAACAAGGCACGGUUUUUGCUGAAGGCCAAGCAGCAGUUCCAAGUACACGAGGUCAUCAUAGAGCAAUGGAAUUCCGAGCGCAUUUCUCGAAAGACAGUUCUUUCAAGCAUUCCUGCAUUCAUGUAUUACAUGUCUCCAGCAAUUCGGGGAAGGUUUUUGGAAAACUCCUCCAAUUUUGGGAGAAUUCCUGGAGAAAUUCAGGAAGAAUUGCGGGUGGAUUCAUUCAGGAAUUUUGGGGGGACUGCCUCCAAGGAUUUUGGAGUUUUAUUAGAAUUCUUAGUGAAUUAUUCCAGGAAUGCAGGAAGAUUUCCAAAAAUACCUCUCGGAAUUCCGUGA